Messenger RNA from Colletotrichum graminicola M1.001, 1638 nucleotides. Its product is annotated as subtilase. The record is from RefSeq and is a predicted model, not a curated record. Gene Ontology annotation, biological process: proteolysis. Gene Ontology annotation, molecular function: serine-type endopeptidase activity. Lineage: Eukaryota; Fungi; Ascomycota; Sordariomycetes; Glomerellales; Glomerellaceae. The transcript is spliced from 2 exons. Bases 1 to 1638 code for a protein of 545 amino acids.
AUGCUAAUGUUGGUGGAAGCUGGCGGCGCUUUUCUCUCCACCGGCCCCGGCCUUGCAGCGGCGCCGUACGCGGCCGGUGCCAUCGUUGCGGCACCCGUCGCCAAUGCCCUCGGCCAAAUCGACAUGGCCAAAGUUGCCGAACUCCCGGACAUCCCGGACGAGCCGAAGCACGGUGAUCCGGAGCCCACGAAGCCCCAAGUAACCCCCACAACGCGAGGCACACCGUCAACUACAACGCCAGACACAACGUCAACCACAGCGCCAGGCACAACCUCAACCACGGUUUCCUCGUCCUCGGCACCCACGCCUACCGAGCCUCCAGUCCCCUACGUUGUCGUUAGCAACAAGGAGUUGACCCGGGAGGCUGGAACAGACCUCCAAAACCGAAUGCGGCCGUAUGCCGUUGGACCUAUACAAGUACACUUUAGAGAAGACGAGCAGGGUCCCCAGACAAUGAUCUUCCUUUUCACCACCACGCCGACAUUGGCAAAGGACCUGGAACUCCUCAACGACGCGGAUAUAGGUUGGGUCUUCCCGGAAUCCGACAUAGGGGACGGCGGCGAGGAACCCUUCCCUCCCAGCCCGUCAGAGAACCUGCUUCCUCUAAUAACCAAGCCCGACUUAGUAGCCCAAGGCAUCUUGGUUGAUCCGGUGGCGGCCACCUCACUAAUGACCUUGUCACAACCCCCUGAAUUUGCAUCAUAUAACCCUGAUGAUAUGCCUGGGUACGCUUACCCUGAAAGUGCAGGAAAGGGCGUCACGGUCUACAUUAUCGAUACCGGGGCAACCCCAACUCACGACGAAUACAAACAGUCGCCCGGAAACAAACGUUGGAUCUUUAUUGACGAAAACACUUCGAAGUCGGACAGCGAUCUCAAGUCCGGACAUGGCACCUGUGUCCAGUCGCUCGUCAACGGGCCUCGCUUUGGCGCGGCCAAGGAGGCUGACAUCGUGAUUGUUAAGCUUCCUGAUUCUCCGCUCGUUUCCGACAUCGUCAUGGCCCUCUAUUGGGUAACAGACGACAUUGCGGCGAGAAACUUGGAAGGAAAGGCCGUCGUCACCAUGUCUGUCCUCUUGGCUGGCGUCGACAUGGAGAUGAGCAAAGCAUUCGGCACCCAAAUUCUAAAGGAUGGGUGGGAUGCCAAGAUGGAGAGCCUGAGAGACCAGAUGGAGCUUCUAAUAUAUCUCGACGUUCCCGUCGUGGCGGCUUCGGGAAACUUACGCCGGGAUUAUGAGCACAUCGACACAUUUCCCGGCAUUUUCGCAACGGAUAUGGACGUCAUCGCCGUUGGUGCCAUGAAUGCCAACGGCCUCCGUACAUCAUACUCGCAAGGCGACAUCGACGAGGUCACCGUACUGGCCAUGGGCGAGGUCGACUGCGCAAGAAGAGACAGGGACUACGAAACAAGACACGCUUUCGGGACCUCCUUCGCCGCACCGAGAGUGGCCGGGAUGAUUGCCACCUGGCUGAGCAGCGACAGAUAUCGCGAACGCCUCCAAGUGAAGGGAAAAGUCGCGGCAAACGUCAAGAGCUUGUUGAAAGAGCUGGCGUACGUCAAGAUGCCCGCUUCGAAGAGCGACGGCGGUUACCCGUCCAACUUCUACAACCCCGCCGGUCAUGACUCCUACAGGAUUUAG